AUGAUUCUUUUGAGUUUAAAAAAACUUUUGUUUCUUUCUUUUAAGUUGUUCUUUUUGUUCUUUCUGAGUUGUUCUUCUUUUUUUCUUUCUUUCUGUUCUUCUUUUUGUUCUUUUAAAUUUAAGUUGUUCUUUUUUUUGUUCUUUCUGAAAUUUAAGUUAUUUCUUCUUUUUGUUUCUUUCUUGAAAUUUAAGUUGUUCUUUCUUUUUUUGUUCUUCUUUUUGUUCUUUCUGAAAUUUAAGUUGUUCUUCUUUUUUUUCUUUCUGAAAUUCUGUUGUUCUUCUUUUUUUUCUUUUCUGAAAUUUAAUUCUUCUUUUUUGUUCUUUCUGAAUUUAAGUUGUUCUUUUCUUUUGUUCUUUUUGUUCUUUCUGAAAUUUAAAUUUAUUUGUUCUUUUUGUUCUUUCUUUUUUUUAAGUUGUUCUUCUUUUUGUUCUUUUCUGAAAUUUUUCUUCUUUUUAUUUCUUUCUGAAAUUUGCUGUUCUUCUUCUUUUGUUUUUCUGAAAUUUAAGUUUAAUUUUGUUCUUUUUCUGAAAUUUUUGUUCUUUUUUUUGUUCUUUCUGAAAUUUGUUCUCUUCUUUUGUUCUUUUGAAAUUUGUUGUUCUUCUUUUUGUUCUUCUUUUGUUGUUCUUUUCUUUCUGAAAUUUAAGUUCUUCUUUUUUUUUGUUCUUCUUUUUGUUCUUUCUGAAAUUUGUUUUCUUCUUUUGUUCUUUCUGAAAUUUCAGUUCUUCUUUUGUUCUUUUUCUGAAAUUUGUUGUUUCUUCUUUUUCUUUCUGAAAUUUAAGUUCUUCUUUGUUCUUUCUUUUUGUUUUGUUCUUCUUUUGUUCUUUCUUGAAAUUUGUUGUUCUUCUUUGUUCUUUCUGAAUUUGUUGUUCUUCUUUUUGUUCUUCUUUUUGUUCUUCUCUUUUUGUUCUUCUUUUUUGUUCUUUUUUCUGAAAUUAAGUUGUUCUUCUUUUGUUCUUUUUCUGAAAUUUAAGUUGUUCUUUUUUUUUGUUCUUUCUGAAAUUUGUUCUUCUUUUUUGUUCUUUCUGAAAUUUGUUGUUCUUCUUCUUUUUUCUUCUUUGUUCUUCUUUUUUGUUCUUCUUUUUGUUCUUUCUGAAAUUUGUUCUUCUUUUUUUCUUCUUUUUGUUCUUUUUGAAAUUUGUUGUUCUUCUUUUUCUUUUUUCAAUUUAAGUUCUUCUUUUUUGUUCUUUUCUGAAUUUUGUUGUUCUUCUUUUUUUUUUGUUCUUCUUUUGUUGUUUCUUUUUUGUUCUUUUCUGAAAUUUUGUUUUCUUUCUUCUUUUUUGUUCUUUCUGUUCUUUAAAUUUCUUCUUUUUUGUUCUUUUCUGAAAUUUAAGUUCUUCUUCUUUUGUUCUUUUCUGAGAAAUUUAGUUUUCUUUGUUUUUUUCUUUCUGAAAUUUGUUGUUCUUCUUUUUUGUUCUUUUCUGGAAUUUGUUGUUCUUCUUUGUUCUUUUCUGAAAUUUGUUGUUCUUCUUUUUUUGUUCUUUUGUUCUUUCUUUUUUGUUCUUUCUUUUGUUCUUUCUGAAAAUUUAGUUCUUCUUUUGUUCUUUCUGAAAUUUGUUGUUCUUCUUUUUGUUCUUUCUGAAAUUUGUUGUUCUUCUUUUUGUUCUCUGAAAUUUAAUUGUUCUUCUUUUUUGUUCUUUCUGAAAUUUAAGUUGUUCUUUUUUUUUUGUUUUUUCUUUUCUUUUUUUGUUUUCUUUUGUUCUUUCUUUCUUUCUUCUUAUUUUCUUUUUCUUUCAUUUUUUUUUCUUUCUUUUAAAUUUCUUCUUUUCUUUGUUUUAUUUUUUUCCUUCUAUUUUCUUCGUUUUUCUUUGUUCAUUCAUUUUUUUGUUCUUUUGACAAUUCCAUUCUUUCAUUCUUUUUUCAUUCAUUCAUUCAUUCAUUCUCUCUUAAGUACUCAUAACACAAUCCCAUUCUUUCAUUCUGUUUUCAUUCAUUUUUCAUUUUCGUUCUUUUUGUUCUAUCUUAAAUUCUAA
Messenger RNA from Acanthosepion pharaonis, 1971 nucleotides. Lineage: Eukaryota; Metazoa; Mollusca; Cephalopoda; Sepiida; Sepiidae. The record is from the annotation of a GenBank genome assembly.